Messenger RNA from Cololabis saira (Pacific saury), 2841 nucleotides. It is a transcript of the gene mtmr7b, whose product is annotated as myotubularin related protein 7b. The record is from RefSeq and is a predicted model, not a curated record. The transcript has 14 exons. Lineage: Eukaryota; Metazoa; Chordata; Actinopteri; Beloniformes; Belonidae. Gene Ontology annotation, molecular function: phosphatase activity. Gene Ontology annotation, biological process: dephosphorylation. Bases 298 to 2250 code for a protein of 650 amino acids.
UGUCGGUGACGUCAGCCGGACCGUGACGGAGGGUGGUUCCGUCUGUCGGAGCGGAGUGACAGACCUGGACCAGCGGGCCGGGACCGGGGACCGCUCUCAGCCAGACCUUUAACCUGAGCGCAGCGAGGCGGGGCUUGGAGCCGAGGAGCAUGGGCGGUCCCCCGGGCCAGCGCCGGGGCAGCAGCAGCAGCAGCAGCGGCAGCAGCAGCAGCGCGGCCGGCGGAGAGAAUCCCGGAGUCUGACAGCGUCGCUUCUCCAUCUCCUCCUCCGUCUCCUCCUCCAUCUUGGUCGGCAGUGAUGGAGCACAUCCGGACGCCCAAGGUGGAAAACGUGCGUCUGCUGGAUCGGUCGUCGGGCCAGAGGAAGGCCAGCGUCGGGACGCUCUACCUGUCCGCCACACACACCAUCUUUGUGGAAAACAACCCAGAGACUCGCAAGGAGACAUGGGUGCUGCACAGCAUGGUGAGCGGCGUGGAGCGGCCGCCCGCCACGCCCUCAGGAAGUCAGCUGAUCCUGCGGUGUAAGGACUUCAGGGUCCUCCACAUCCUCGUCCCUCAGGAGAGAGACUGUGUGGACGUCCACACCUCGCUGGUCCGGCUGUCCCGACCAGAGAAGUAUGGCGAGCUCUACUGCCUGUCCUUCAACCCCAACGUCAACAAGGAGGAGCGCGAGGAGUCCUGGAGCUUCAUCGACCUCAGUGCGGACUACAAGAGGAUGGGGGUUCCUAACAACCUGUGGGUCACUACAGCAGGCAACAGCGAGUACCGGAUUUGUGACACCUACCCCUCUGAGCUGUUCGUCCCAAAGUCGGCCACGCCCACCGUCAUCGUGGGCAGCUCCAAGUUCAGGAGUCGAGGGCGAUUUCCUGUUCUGUCCUACUUCCACCAGGACACGCUGGCUGCCGUGUGUCGCUGCAGUCAGCCGCUGUCUGGCUUCAGCGGCCGCUGUCAGGAGGACGAGGUGAUGCUGCAGACCGUGAUGAAGUCCAACCCCGGCAGUGACUUCAUCUACGUGGUGGACACCCGGCCUAAGCUGAAUGCCAUGGCGAACAGAGCGGCGGGGAAAGGCUACGAGAACGAAGACCACUACACCAACAUCAAGCUGCAGUUCAUCGGCAUCGAGAACAUUCACGUGAUGAGGAGCAGCCAGCAGAAGAUCGUCGACGUGGGUGACAUGCGUUCCCCGUCCAUGACGGACUUCCUGUGGGGUCUGGAGAACUCUGGGUGGCUCAAACACAUCAAAGCCAUUUUGGACGCUGGAGUCUUCAUAGCCAGGGCGGUGGCUGAUGAAGGCGUCAGCGUUGUGGUCCACUGCUCGGAUGGCUGGGACCGGACCGCCCAGGCCUGCUCGGUGGCCAGUAUCCUGCUGGACCCGUUCUACAGGACCAUCAAAGGACUCAUGGUGCUGAUAGAGAGGGACUGGGUUUCCUUUGGACACAAGUUCUCACACAGGUACGCCCACCUGGACGGAGAUCCCAAAGAGGUGUCCCCCGUCAUAGACCAGUUCCUGGAGUGCGUGUGGCAGCUGUCCGAGCAGUUCCCGUGCGCCUUCGAGUUCAACGAGCGCUUCCUCAUCGCCGUGCACGCACACGUGUACUCCUGUCAGUACGGGACCUUCCUGGGGAACAGCCAGAAGGAGCGCCGGGACAUGAGGCUCCGCGAGCGCAGCCACUCGGCGUGGCCUCAGCUGUGGAGGGACAGAGCCGAGUUCGCCAACCCCCUGUACAAGGCGGAGCUGAGCCAGAGUCAGGGCGUCCUGAGGCCCAACACCUCCCCCUACUGCUUCAAAAUGUGGAAGGGUCUCUACAACCACGUUGAGAAGUCGGCGCCCCCUCGCCAGUCGCCCGCAGACUUCCUGUCUGCUGUGAGGGAGGAGUCCCAGCAGCUGGAGGAGGAGCUGACCAACCACCAGGAGAAGAUCGCCGCUCUGACGGGGAAGCCAAUCACGUGGGAGAAGAUCACUGUUCCGAGGAGGAGGUCUAACCAGCAGCGGCAGAGACCUGGCGGGCCGGACCCGCCCACCACCUACACAGAACCAAUCAAGAGAGCCGUUAGAGCGGCGUCUCGCGGACCCGCCGGCCCCAACGCUCCGAGCCAGGACUCCGCCCUCCUCUCGCCGCUGGCGCUGCAGCUCCAGAGUCUGGACCCUGAGGAGCUCUCCGCCUGCAGCGACCUGGAGUCGGGCGUCGCCGACCUCAGCAGCCGCUCGUCUAGCGGCGGCGACGACGGCAAAGACCCGGACCUGGAAUGAGGCGGCCUGUGGCGCUGCCUGACCGGAAGAAAGGGAACCCGGACGUUUUGAACCGACUCUGAGAGGCAAAGACGGGCUGCUUUUUAUACGUGGACCUUGUUUUUAGACUUUUUAAUUUAUCACCGCUGUGAGAUGUUCAAAUGUGACCCGGCAGGCGGCGCGGCCCAGCGACUCACGUGCAGCCGGAGAAACAGGAAACCCGUAGGUCUUAAGUUCUUCCCAUGACUGAUCAGACUGCACAAUGCUCCCUUCGUUUCCAUAGUAACAGCAGCGUCAGAACGUAAUCAGAAUAAAAUCUGGAGGCAGGAAUAAAAAUACGCCGCCGCCAGGACGACGUCCACGAAUAAGAACUGCAGAACACCUGAGAAAAAGUAGGCGCGUCUCUAAAAACCCCUUCUGACGACGUAAAUGAUGAGCCCCGCGCCGGCGGCUCCCUCGCUCUAUACUCACGCCACCAGCCGCCAGGUGGCGCUGCAGGUUCUGUUCUGCAGCUGCAGUGCUGCAGAGAAGAGCCACACUGCCCCCGGUGGUCGGUGGUGUCAUUACAGGGCGACGUUCAUGCAGAAGCCCUGUGGGCGCUGGGCGUAGCCG